Propithecus coquereli (Coquerel's sifaka) is the source of this 2910-nucleotide messenger RNA. It is a transcript of the gene PLA2G4A, whose product is annotated as phospholipase A2, group IVA (cytosolic, calcium-dependent). The transcript is spliced from 18 exons. The record is from RefSeq and is a predicted model, not a curated record. The coding region runs from base 203 to 2452 and encodes 749 amino acids. Gene Ontology annotation, molecular function: calcium-dependent phospholipid binding; calcium ion binding. Gene Ontology annotation, biological process: glycerophospholipid catabolic process. Lineage: Eukaryota; Metazoa; Chordata; Mammalia; Primates; Indriidae. Gene Ontology annotation, cellular component: endoplasmic reticulum; nucleus; cytosol.
ACAUCUGCAAACACCCAAGGAGCCCAGCCCACAUUUCAGCCCCUCCCACCAAGGAUAAAACUUUCUCUAAGUCCGGAGCUGAAAAAGGAUCCUGACAAAGCUAGAGCCAUAGAGGAGCCUGAAGAUUCUCAUGUUUUAAAGAAGCUAGAGUGCCAGAGAAGAUCUUUGAAGUGUGAAAAGACUUCCCGUAAUUGAAACCAAAAUGUCAUUUAUAGAUCCUUAUCAGCACAUUAUAGUGGAGCACCAGUAUUCCCACAAGUUUACGGUGGUGGUGUUGCGUGCCACCAAGGUGACAAAGGGGGCCUUUGGUGACAUGCUUGAUACUCCAGAUCCCUACGUGGAACUUUUCAUCUCUACAACCCCUGACAGCAGAAAAAGAACAAGACACUUCAAUAAUGAUAUAAACCCUGUGUGGAAUGAGACCUUUGAAUUUAUUUUGGAUCCUAAUCAGGAAAAUGUUUUGGAGAUCACUCUAAUGGAUGCCAAUUAUGUCAUGGAUGAAACUCUAGGGACAGCAACGUUUCCUAUAUCUUCGAUGAAAGUGGGGGAGAAGAAAGAAGUCCCCUUUAUUUUCAAUCAAGUCACUGAAAUGAUUCUGGAAAUGUCUCUUGAAGUUUGCUCAUGCCCAGACCUACGAUUUAGCAUGGCCCUGUGUGAUCAGGAGAAAGUUUUCAGACAACAGAGAAAAGAAAACAUAAAGGAGAAAAUGAAGAAACUCUUGGGUCCAAAGAAUAGUGAAGGAUUGUAUUCUACACGUGAUGUGCCUGUGGUGGCCAUAUUGGGUUCAGGUGGAGGUUUCCGAGCCAUGGUGGGAUUUUCCGGUGUGAUGAAGGCGCUGUAUGAAUCAGGGAUUCUGGAUUGUGCUACCUAUGUUGCUGGUCUUUCUGGCUCCACAUGGUACAUGUCAACCUUGUAUUCUCACCCUGAUUUUCCAGAGAAAGGGCCAGAGGAGAUUAAUGAAGAACUAAUGAAAAAUGUUAGCCACAACCCACUCUUACUUCUCACACCACAGAAAAUUAAAAGAUAUGUUGAGUCUUUAUGGAAGAAGAAAAGCUCUGGACAACCUGUCACCUUUACUGAUGUCUUUGGCAUGCUAAUAGGAGAAACACUAAUUCAUAAUAGAAUGAACACUACCUUGAGUAGUUUGAAGGAGAAAGUCAACACUGCACAAUGCCCUUUACCUCUUUUCACCUGUCUGCACGUCAAACCUGAUGUUUCAGAGCUGAUGUUUGCGGAUUGGGUUGAAUUUAGUCCAUAUGAAAUUGGCAUGGCUAAAUAUGGUACUUUUAUGGCUCCUGACUUAUUUGGAAGCAAAUUUUUUAUGGGAACAGUUGUGAAGAAAUAUGAAGAAAACCCCUUGCAUUUCUUAAUGGGUGUCUGGGGCAGUGCCUUUUCUAUAUUGUUCAACAGAGUCUUGGGAGUUUCUGCUUCACAAAAUAAAGGUUCCACAAUGGAGGAAGAAUUAGAAAAUAUUACAGCAAAGCAUAUUGUGAGUAACGAUAGCUCAGACAGUGAUGAUGAGUCACAAGAACCCAAAGGCACUGAAAAUGAAGAUGCUGAAGGAGAUUAUCAAAAUGAUCAUCAAGCAAGUUGGGUCCAUCGUAUGUUAAUGGCCUUGGUGAGUGAUUCGGCUUUAUUCAAUACCCGAGAAGGCCGUGCUGGGAAGGUGCACAACUUCAUGCUGGGCUUGAACCUCAAUUCAUCGUAUCCACUGUCUCCUUUGAGAGACUUCAACCCACAGGAAUCUUUCGAUGAAGAUGAACUGGAUACAGCUGUAGCAGAUCCUGAUGAAUUUGAGCAAAUAUAUGAGCCUCUGGAUGUCAAAAGUAAAAAGAUUCAUGUAGUGGACAGUGGGCUCACGUUUAACCUGCCAUAUCCCUUGAUACUGAGACCUCAGAGAGGGGUCGAUCUGAUCAUCUCCUUUGACUUCUCUGCAAGGCCAAGCGACUCCAGUCCUCCGUUCAAGGAACUUCUACUUGCAGAAAAGUGGGCUAAAAUGAACAAGCUCCCCUUUCCAAAGAUCGAUCCUAACGUGUUUGAUCGGGAAGGACUGAAGGAGUGCUAUGUCUUUAAACCCAAGAACCCUGAUGUGGAGAAAGAUUGCCCAACCAUCAUCCACUUUGUUCUGGCCAACAUCAACUUCAGAAAGUACAAGGCUCCAGGUGUUCCAAGAGAAACUGAGGAAGAGAAAGAAAUAGCUGACUUUGAUAUUUUUGAUGACCCUGAAUCACCAUUUUCAACCUUCAAUUUUCAAUAUCCAAAUCAAGCAUUCAAGAGGCUGCAUGAUCUCAUGUACUUCAAUACCCUGAACAACAUUGAUGUGAUAAAAGAUGCCAUGGUUGAAAGCAUUGAAUAUAGAAGACAGAAUCCAUCUCGUUGCUCUGUUUCCCUCAGUAAUAUUGAGGCAAGAAGAUUUUUCAACAAGGAGUUUCUAAGUAAACCCCCGGCAUAGCUUGCGUCCCGGAAAGGGCAGCAGUUUCUGACACUGAAGAAUUUGAAUUUCCAUGACAACUGGAUUUAGAAGCACAGGACAGAUGGCUGUACUGGUCAUAAGAAAUGGGCUGAUACUCAAAGUUGCAGUUAUUGAGCUGCGUGGGAAGAAUACUGUUACGAGUUUGUUAGGUUGACAAAUGAUGUCGAUUACGCAAAGUUGUACUUAAUUACAGUUUCUGUCAGUGUGAAUUUUCUGAUGCAAACGUAGGGGCAUAUACUGUAUUUUUAAACAUUUCUCACCAAUUUCUUAUAUGUGCUUUUUUUAAAAAUGUGGUUUUCCUUUUAACAUAUUUAACAGUUCGAUCUCAAUGAGUAAGACCUCCCAUUGUGUGUGAAUGUUAUUCACUGACUAGAUUCAUUCAUUCCAUGAAACAACACUAGUUUUUAUUUAUAUUUGCAUAUAUGAAAUAAAUACAU